GCUCCGCCGGCGCAGCCACACAAUAAACGGUAACGGCCGGAGCGCGAGCGGGAGCUGGACUGGGAUCAAGAUCCGGCUCAGAGCCUGACCCCUCCUCCCCGGCACUGGGACAGGGACAGCAGCGCGUGAGGGGCCGCCUGCCCCCAACCCCACUCCCGUACACACAGGGACCGACGGACGGACCGACGGACGCACGGUAAAAUGUGGACUGUUUCUCAUUUCUUGAGAAUCUGCUGUCAACGAAGGCGGACGUGGAUGAUGAAAUGCAUUACUGCCUUAAUGUGCCAACUCUGCCUUUGGUCAACUGAGGAAAAGAUUAUUUGAAGACCAACAUUCCAAUUCUGAGACUGCAGUUAUAAUUUAUUCUCUGGGCAGCAGUGACCCUAUAUGCUUCAGAGAUUUAGAGAACGUGCAAGACGCAUCUCAAAACAAUGUAUUAGUACUACUAAGUGCCUUCACAAGAUCCUUCAAAUUCCGUGCCAAGAAAGAUGGAUCAGACCUCUGAUGAAGAUGUGGACCAUGCUGCAGAGGAGGACAGUGAUAAGGAGGACCAGGACUUGGAUAAGAUGUUUGGUGCCUGGCUCGGUGAGCUUGACAAACUCACUCAGAGUUUGGAUACCGGGAAACCUGAAGAUGUGAAAAAAUCCCCACUUCGGCAAGAAACCAAUCUUGCAAACUUUUCUUAUCGCUUCUCAAUGUACAACUUGAAUGAGGCUUUGAGCCAAGGAGAUGGAGUGGAUUUGGAUGCCCUCAUGGCCGAUCUCUGCUCUAUGGAACAGGAACUCAGUAACAUCAGCAAAGAACCUUCCAGACAUGACAGUGUUGUGAAAAAAUCUCUCAAAGAUGAAGUACCUGCUAAGAUGCCCAAUAAAGAAGCCAAAUCUGCUCAGAAGCAAUCUGCCACUCGAGCAUCCUCUAAGCAGGGCAGCUUGAAGGGUUCUUCUUCAGUGAGAAGUCCAAAAACUUUGCAAACCAACCUUUCACUGGAUGACAUUACUGCCCAACUGGAACAAGCUUCCCUUAGUAUGGAUGAAGCAGCACGGCAGACCAGUACCAUGACAUAUGAUACAAAACCCUCUCUGCCCAAUCAGCACAGAAGAACAGGAUCAGCUGGAACAGUUAGUGAUGCAGACAUCCGCUCAAACAGUACCUCAUCUAGAUCAAGUGUUACUUCUGCCACGUCUAGCCAGGAUUCUUUGGACAUUGACAAGGUUGCCCGCCCUCAGGAUCUUGAUUUGAAUCAACAAGGUCAACCCACAACAGAGCAUGCUUCCUCAAGUCGUCACAAUAAACAGGUCAGACGCCAUCUUGACUUUGUGGAGGAAGACUUGGACAUGAGGACUGAGGAGCAGGCUGCCAGGCAGAAGGCAGAAAAAAUCAGGGUGGCAUUGGAAAAGAUCAAAGAGGCACAAAUCAAAAAGCUGGUGAUACGGGUCCACAUGUCUGAUGAGAGCUCCAAAACAAUGAUGGUCGAUGAAAGACAAACAGUCAAGCAGGUUCUGGACAAUCUCAUGGAUAAAUCCCACUGUGGAUUUAGCCCAGACUGGUCAUUGGUGGAGACAAUCCCAGAACUUCAAAUGGAGAGAAUCUUUGAAGAUCAUGAAAAUCUGGUAGAGAACUUGCUGAACUGGACUCGAGAUAGUCAUAAUAAACUCAUGUUUACUGAACGCAUUGAGAAAUAUGCACUUUUUAAAAAUCCACAGAAUUAUCUGCUGGGGAAGAGGGAGAAUUUUGAGAUGGGAGACCGAAAUAAGGAAGCUUUACUAGAGGAGUUUUUCUGUGGAAGUUCUGUGACUGUUCCAGAGAUUGAGGGAUUGCUUUGGCUGAAAGAGGAUGGCAAGAAAUCCUGGAAGAAGCGCUACUUCCUGCUCAGAGCUUCUGGAAUAUAUUAUGUCCCUAAGGGCAAGACAAAGACCUCUCGCGACCUGGCUUGUUUCAUUCAGCUGGACCACGUGAAUGUGUAUUAUGGCCAGGAUUACCGCAGUAAAUACAAGGCUCCCACGGACUACUGCUGCGCUCUCAAGCACCCUCAGAUCCAGAAGAAAUCUCAGUACAUCAAGUAUCUCUGCUGUGAUGAUGUCAGAACUCUUCAUCAGUGGGUGAAUGGCAUUCGCAUUGCCAAGUACGGGAAACAACUAUAUGACAACUACCAGGAUGCUGUGAAACGAGCUGAAGCAGCAUAUGAAUGGUCAUCCCUGUCCAGUGCCAGUAUGAAAUCUGGGUCUAGUUCUUCCAGUUUGCCAGAAUCCCAUUCAAACCAUUCGAACCAGUCGGACAGUGGCGUUUCUGACUUACAGUCUACAGGUCAUGUUCGCUCCCAAAGUAUCGUCAGCUCCAUUUUUUCAGAGGCUUGGAAAAGAGGCACACAACUGGAGGAGCAACAGCAGCACUCCAAACUCAGGACGGACUCUGUCAGAUCCUACUCUUCAUCAAUAGCACCAACUCUCCCUCAGGCCAGGAUCAGUGUGCCGCAUGUAGCACCACAGCCUUCUCCUCCACCCCCACCACCACCUCCACCCCCUCCUGCUGCACCCUUUAACAAAUACAGCACCAUUAGCAGACAGACAAGCAAACAGCCAGCCCCAUAUACCUUUGUUAAUCAGCCAGCUGUGAGUCAGCAGGCUAUCCCACCAGCCCCACCCUCACAGCUGAUGAAGCCACAGUUGCUGGUUGAAAGUGACAGGCAAAGUGUUCCUUUGCCUGUUCCCUCUACUCCACCACCCCCGCCACCCAUUCAAACAAUCCCUGCUGUGGCUGCACUGAAACCCGAACCAUCCAGUCUUUCCCCCAUUCUACCUGCCUUCACCCCACCUCCUCCUCCACAGAAAUUACUACAGCAAAAUAUUCCAGCCGUUGUGCAGCCCUUGGUUAUUCCUCCUCCUCCUCCUCCACCACCCCCUCCACCACCACCACCUCCGCCGCCAGCUUUGUUACAGGCCAUUGUCCCGAAAAAGAUAGGAGCAUCAUUUGGGGCCUCUGUAAGUCAUCCACCUCAAACAGCUCCCAAACCAGCAGUGCCUAGUGUUGUUCAGGUGGACCCUCUUCCAACACCACCCCCUCCCCCAACCCCUCCUGCAACAUCAGCAAAGCCACCCAAGUUCUCAGUUGCACAGAUCCCACUGCCACCGCCCUCUCUUCCUUCAUCCCCUCAUUCACCUGCACCAAAGCAAUUGGGUGGAGCUACAGACCAAGUGCCCAUUCCUCCACCUCCAACAGUUUCAAUUGUAAAACAGUCCAUUAACCAGUUCCAGACUCCUCCACCACCUCCAAAGCCGCCAGCAACCUCCCUUCAAGCUCCCAUGUCACCCCCAGCCGUGAAAGCAAAACCUAAAUGGCAGCCUAGUUCUCUCCCAUCACCAGAGUUUCCUCCUCCACCUCCUGAAAGCAGUUUACCCCAACCUCCCCCACCUACCCCCACUCCUCCUCCUACUCCAGUCAAAUCAGCUUCAGUCAAAAAACCAAAAAAAACAUCCAGUCCCGGUGCUAAGAAGCCACCUCCCACACCCCAGCGGCAUUCCAGCAUAAAAGGAUCCAGUUGUGCAGAUAUGAAGGAGUCCAGAAAACCCGUGGAACCUCUCAGCAACAAGUUUGAACAACCAACUGUUUUCUUAGCCUCUCCAGCAACAGAUGCUACCACUUUACCACCUGCUCCCUCUAAGCCUGGCAAAUUAAAUUUGGCUGCAGUAAAUUUGAUGUUCCCACUUGGAGGGCAGCCAGGAAAAGGACCAGUAGGUCCAACUGCUUCAAAGGAGCCUGUGUCAGAGUUUCCCUCGCCGCCUUCAGAUUCAGACUUCCCACCCCCACCUCCAGAUUUAGACCUUCUACCCCCUCCUCCAAUGGAGAUGGCAGCUUCUGCUGGUUUCUCCAAUGCUGUUCCACCUAAAGUAGCCGUGGUAAACCCUCAGCCGCAAACAUGGUCCAAAUCAUCUACAAAGAAGGCGCCACCACCAGUACUUCCCAAAAGGAGCGACAGCACCCGCUUGACACAAGGAGAAUCCACAGAACCCCAGGCUUCUCCCAUCAAUCCAGUACCAGUGUCUCCUAAACCAGCCUUGUCUGUACAGCCGCAUUUUCUGGCUGACCUCAAUAGGACUCUGCAAAGAAAGUCUUUUACCCGACAUAGCUCAGUUACCUCUGCACGUGUAUCCAAAGCAGAGCCCAUCACAACCAUGGACGAUAUGGUGCUUCCUCCCCCUCCUCCUGAAUUGCUUUUUGACCAAGAAUCCACUGGCACGUAUGCAUCUGGCAACAUCUCAGGCUAUGCAACAUUACGGCGUGGACCACCUCCAGCUCCACCCAAACGGGGAGACAACACCAAGUUGAGUCGGGAUUGUUGAUGACCCAGCUGCCAAUGUGCUGUUUACAUGCUGCUCCAUAUAUACACAACUGCAAUAUUCAGAGCGAUAUUAAUUGCCUUUCUUAAAACUCUGGCUGCAUACAUCUUCAACAAAAUUAGAUCACAUUAUUCCUUGUAGAAAUCCUCAUUCUUGGAUCAGUGAAGUGUUGUGUUUCACUUGUAAAGUCGAAUCACUCAAAUUGUGUAAAUAUAGAUGCUUUUGGCAUAUAACGAGACCUGGUGUGGGGUAGGGGUCUGGAAUGUGUGGUUUAUCUGACAGUUUCCCAUUUAGUACCGGGGUGGAGGGGGUGGUUGAGGUGGACCCAGAGAAAAGAACUGCUUUCCUUCCACUUAGAUUAAAUGUCAUUGUGAUUUCAUUUUGAAGUUUUGUCUUUGAAAGACUUAAUUGGCACCUUCCCAGUGUGAUUACUGGCAGUUUUUUGUGUUUUAGGGAGCUGGGACUAGAAAUAGGAUUGUGAUCAGUUGGGCAAAGGACUGUCAAUUUUCUGCAUUCUGUUGGUUUAACACUUGAGUGUUCCUCAUGGAAAUAAACCCUACAGAAUGCUAACUGAUCAGAGUUUGGGAAUUCUCAAAUGUUUCGAUUGAAAUGCAGAAUGGUAUAACACUACAAUCUACGAUGUGGCAAUUUUUCUGGAAAUUGUUAAUCAGUCCUCUGGUGAUUGUUGAUUUUGGGUCAAAUAGCAAAGCCAUUUGAGUUAUCCAACUAUGCUCGAGCCUUCGACUUUAGUGCAAAUAUAUGGUCCACCAUUAAACUAAUAAAAGUUGGAGUUACAUAA
Molecule: messenger RNA, 5133 nt
Organism: Hemiscyllium ocellatum (epaulette shark)
Lineage: Eukaryota; Metazoa; Chordata; Chondrichthyes; Orectolobiformes; Hemiscylliidae
Gene: raph1a
Product: Ras association (RalGDS/AF-6) and pleckstrin homology domains 1a
Exons: 16
Coding region: 489-4337 (1282 amino acids)
Biological process (GO): signal transduction
Cellular component (GO): cytosol; plasma membrane
Source: RefSeq, a predicted model, not a curated record